This is a messenger RNA of Xenopus laevis (African clawed frog), 1420 nucleotides long. RefSeq names its product KDEL endoplasmic reticulum protein retention receptor 2 L homeolog (gene kdelr2.L). Gene Ontology annotation, molecular function: ER lumen protein retrieval receptor activity. The record is from RefSeq and is marked provisional. Gene Ontology annotation, cellular component: membrane; COPI-coated vesicle membrane; Golgi membrane. Lineage: Eukaryota; Metazoa; Chordata; Amphibia; Anura; Pipidae. Gene Ontology annotation, biological process: protein retention in ER lumen.
GCAGCAGUCUCAGUGCCAGCUCUCGGGCCACCUGUCCUCUCUUGUCCCCCGGAUUCGCUUAGUCUCAUUCCCCCUGCGCCACACCAGUCUCCUCUGCAGAGAUGAACGUCUUCAGGCUGAGUGGGGACCUGUGCCACCUGGCAGCCAUCAUCAUCCUGCUGCUGAAGAUCUGGAACAGCCGGUCCUGUGCCGGUAUAUCUGGAAAGAGUCAGCUCCUAUUUGCAAUGGUGUUCACCACCCGGUACCUGGAUCUCUUCACAUCAUUUAUUUCAUUGUACAACACAUCUAUGAAGGUCAUCUAUAUGGGAUGCGCAUAUGCAACAGUCUAUCUGAUCUACAUGAAAUUUAAGGCCACAUACGAUGGGAACCAUGACACUUUCCGAGUGGAGUUUCUUGUAGUCCCCGUUGGUGGAUUAUCGGUCCUCGUCAAUCAUGACUUUUCUCCUCUUGAGAUCCUUUGGACCUUUUCCAUCUACCUGGAGUCUGUGGCUAUCCUGCCUCAGUUGUUCAUGAUCAGUAAAACAGGAGAAGCUGAGACAAUCACCACCCAUUACCUGUUCUUCUUGGGCUUGUACCGUGCCUUGUAUCUAUUCAACUGGAUUUGGCGUUUUUCUUUUGAGGGCUUCUUUGAUCUGAUUGCCAUUGUGGCAGGCGUGGUGCAGACUAUCCUUUAUUGUGACUUCUUCUACUUGUAUGUGACAAAAGUACUUAAAGGAAAGAAACUAAGUUUGCCAGCGUAAGUGCCAAAGAUUGCGACCAGCAGCUGUCCCCUCCACCAGCUGGACAGAACAAUCCUCACUUCGUGUGAAGGUUAAAGAUGCCUGAAGCAGAGUCAGAAACACUACUUUUAUAUACCGAACUGCCCAGUUUGCUGCUGGAGAGGCACAGAACAAGGUCCCAGGCCAGCCUCUCCCACAGCAAAAUUGCUACAUCACCAACGACUCGAUAAAACAACCUGAUUUGUUUUAUGCAUCUUGCCUUUCCUGGUUUUAUAUUCUGAUGUAUAAAGAUUUUUUUACAUAAGAAACGUAUGCUGUAAUGAGCAAUUUCAGUGCGCAGUUUCAGUUUAAUAGUUGUAAAAGUGAGAUUUUUUUUGUGCAGUUUACAACUAGGUUCAAGUGCAAAAAUUUUUUUUCCUCCCUCUCUGUUCCAAGCUCAUUAAGGGGCGUUUAAGCCCCUUUAUCAGAUUGUAUCCAUUUUAACUCCAGUCAUUCCACUAUAAUUUAUGUUGUUUUAGACAAUACAUAUUCCAGUUUUCUGAUGUUUAACAGUUGCUUCUUUUCUUUUUUUCUAUAAACAUUCUCUAUGGUGGGUGCAUGGGGUGGGAGGGGGGUUUUAGACUUUUCUUUCUACUUUUUGUUUCUUUAGAGGAUACAAAUUCACAAAAAGGUUUCUUUCCAAAUAAAUUUCUAUCACAGUG